CGAAAAACCACCAACCAACCGGAUGGCUUUAGACAUGAAGCCCUGGAUCCUUUGCCUUUUUGGAUGCUGUUGUCUCAAAGUAAAGCAUGUCCAACAGCGUACUGCUAGGAUCUCUGGCUCUAAAUGAGACAUUAGAUCAGAGAGAGCACAUCCGUAAUAACAUAAGGAGGGUAAUGGAACAGCUUGAGGAGGUCCUCACUGAGCUAAAAGAGGUGGCUAAAGAACUUAAAGAGAUAGUGGCUCAUAUUGACAAGCUGACAGCUGACAUUGAUCUGGACUCUGAAGAGGAUAUAGAAGAUGGAAAAACUGCCAUGCCUUGCAGCACUAGUAGAAGCAAAAAAACACUGGGAAAUUGUUUCAUAGUAGACCAUUUUUCUGACUUUUGUAGCCUGGGUUCUUUAUUGCACAACUCUCAUGUGGAGACUUCUCAGAGACAAGCACCAGACUUGUACAGACGGAGUUGUGGAGAUUUACCCGCACUUUACCGGCCAGUUUGGGCUUCUUAUAGCCCUAAAGCUUCCUGGCUCUUUGGCAGUGGGGAGAAAAUCCAUUCUUUUGACAAUGCAUCAUAUCAUGCACUAUGCUGUGAUGAUGAUGACUUUGAUGAAGAAAGUGGUCGCAGAAGAUCCUCUAGAUUCUCGUCCAGUGACUCUGUGUUUUCUUCCUCUCCUGUGCAACCUUUAUUAGCAGAGACCUUGACGCCCACAUCUGCUUGCAAAUACCGACCGAAUCCAGGACUGAAUAAAAAAGCACUACGGAGCUGCAGCACUCAGACAGUUUCUCAUAAGAGCACACAAACUGUGAUGCCCUACAGUCCUGCAAGAAAAAGGGCUGCAAGCGAGCAUAAAAACUAGAAACAUGGACAACAUUCCAUUAACCAAUAACUGCAUAUUUAUACAAAAAUGUAAAGCUAUGUGCAUCUGAAAUAGAGGCAGGUUGACCACAGUACUAGUCUAGUCUCAAGCUUUAGUUAUAGGUGCCACUUGACUGUGCAUACGUUUAUGCUUUGGUGGAAGGAUCAUUAAUACAAUAAUCCAGGCACAACUGGAUACUGGAUUUAAUAUAAUUAUGUAUGCAUGUUAUGCUAAACAUGGCUGUGGAAAUACAAGCCAAUCACUUUUAAUACAAACCUUAUUUGCAGAAAAUA
This is a messenger RNA of Trichomycterus rosablanca, 1147 nucleotides long. Its product is annotated as inhibitory synaptic factor 1. Gene Ontology annotation, cellular component: postsynaptic density. Gene Ontology annotation, biological process: inhibitory postsynaptic potential. The transcript is spliced from 2 exons. Lineage: Eukaryota; Metazoa; Chordata; Actinopteri; Siluriformes; Trichomycteridae. The record is from RefSeq and is a predicted model, not a curated record. Bases 87 to 854 code for a protein of 255 amino acids.